UUUACAUUCGUAACCUCAAUGCUCGAAGUUCUUGCGUACUCGCCGUGUAGGUAGUGCGAGUGUCGUUUUCGAACUUUUAAAAUCAACGUAACUACCGUUUUCUUCUAUAGCUGGAAAGGCUGUGCGCCGUUUCAUGUAGCGAGCGUUGCUCUAGUGCUUCGAAGUAAAUUUUACGUAAAUUUUAACCGACCGUGCUGGGAAGUAUGGAUACACCGAAAUCAGCCAAGAAAGGGAAAAAGCGCGACAAAAAGCGGAAACACAAGAAACGCUCAGCUCGUGCAAAGAGCCCGGAUCAGUCGGACUCUAGCAGCAGUAGCAGCGAUGACUGGGCGGAAGCGCCGACCAAACUGGCCAAAGACCCGUCGCCGUCGCCACCGCAACUGCAACAGAGAGAUGACUGGAUGGACAUCGGAGACAUCAUUCCAACUAUAUCGGCAAAAGAUUACAAGUCACAGAGGAGGGCCGGGAGGAUUGAAGAGCAAAAGAGAAACAGGGCGCUGUCGACAAUCAACAAGGUCAGUAUGUAA
Molecule: messenger RNA, 527 nt
Organism: Ixodes scapularis (black-legged tick)
Lineage: Eukaryota; Metazoa; Arthropoda; Arachnida; Ixodida; Ixodidae
Product: CWF19-like protein 2
Exons: 4
Coding region: 204-527 (107 amino acids)
Source: RefSeq, a predicted model, not a curated record